AUGGACUCCGAAGACGAUACAAAGGAUGAUGUGGAUUCUGGUAAUGAGUCUAGCGGAGACGAUGUCGACUUUGUCAUGGACGAGACACAUAGUACAAGGGAAAGACAAACGGAGCUAGAAGAGUAUCCUUAUGAAGUCUUAUCUACGGAGGAAAUUGUUCAGCAUAUGGUGGAUUGUAUCAAAGAAGUGAAUACAGUAGUUGAGAUACCAGCCACAACAACCAGGAUACUAUUAAAUCAUUUUAAAUGGGACAAAGAGAAGUUGAUGGAACGAUUUUAUGAUGGGGACCAGGAUCAAUUAUUCUCUGAAGCAAGAGUUAUUAAUCCAUUUAGGAAGCCAGUUAUACAGAGGCCCAAGUUACCCAGACGGAUAUCAAUGUCAGGGACUGAGGAAUGUGAAAUAUGCUUCUCAAUCUUACCAACUUCGAUGAUGACAGGCUUGGAAUGCGGACACAGAUUUUGUACACAAUGUUGGUGCGAGUAUUUAACAACCAAAAUUAUGGAAGAAGGAUUAGGUCAAACGAUUGCGUGUGCGGCUCACGCGUGCGACAUUUUGGUGGACGACGCGACGGUGAUGCGGCUGGUCCGGGAUCCGCGCGUCAAGCUCAAGUACCAGCACAUCAUCACCAACAGCUUCGUGGAGUGCAACCGGCUGCUGCGCUGGUGCCCCUCGCCCGACUGCAGCAACGCGAUCAAGGUCGCCUACGUGGAGCCCGCGCCGGUGACGUGCCGCUGCGGGCACACGUUCUGCUUCGCGUGCGGCGAGAACUGGCACGACCCCGUGCGCUGCUGCCUGCUCAAGAAGUGGAUAAAGAAGUGCGACGACGACUCCGAGACGUCGAACUGGAUCGCGGCGAACACCAAGGAGUGCCCCAAGUGCAACGUGACGAUAGAGAAGGACGGCGGCUGCAACCACAUGGUGUGCAAGAACCAGAACUGCAAGGCCGACUUCUGUUGGGUGUGCCUCGGGCCCUGGGAGCCUCACGGCAGCAGCUGGUACAGCUGCAACAGAUACGACGAGGACGAGGCUAAGGCGGCGCGCGACGCGCAGGAGAGGUCCCGCUCGGCGCUGCAGCGGUACCUCUUCUACUGCAACCGCUACAUGAACCACAUGCAGUCGCUGCGCUUCGAGUCCAAGCUGUACGCCUCCGUCAAGGAGAAGAUGGAGGAGAUGCAGCAGCACAACAUGAGCUGGAUCGAGGUUCAGUUCCUGAAGAAAGCCGUGGACAUACUCUGCCAGUGCCGGCAAACCCUCAUGUACACGUACGUGUUCGCGUAUUACCUCCGCAAGAACAACCAGUCGGUGAUCUUCGAGGACAACCAGCGCGACCUGGAGUCAGCCACCGAGACGCUCUCAGAGUACCUCGAGAGGGACAUCACCAGCGAAAAUCUGGCCUACAUCAAACAGAAAGUCCAGGACAAAUAUAGAUAUUGCGAUAGUCGGCGAAAGGUUCUCCUUGAGCACGUCCAAGAAGGCUACGAAAAGGACUGCUGGGACUACACAGAGGAUGCUUUGGCUCCUUCCCCAACAAGAUCCGGCAAAGCU
This is a messenger RNA of Iphiclides podalirius (scarce swallowtail), 1545 nucleotides long. The record is from the annotation of a GenBank genome assembly. Lineage: Eukaryota; Metazoa; Arthropoda; Insecta; Lepidoptera; Papilionidae.